This is a messenger RNA of Rhododendron vialii, 540 nucleotides long. RefSeq lists its product as uncharacterized. The record is from RefSeq and is a predicted model, not a curated record. NCBI's taxonomy places the organism in Eukaryota, Viridiplantae, Streptophyta, Magnoliopsida, Ericales, Ericaceae. The transcript is spliced from 3 exons. The coding region runs from base 1 to 540 and encodes 179 amino acids. Gene Ontology annotation, molecular function: nucleic acid binding.
AUGGAAGCCGCAUUGGAGAUUGGUGUCGAGGUGCUAGAAGUCGUCGGAGACUCCAACCUGGUCGUAUCGCAAGCAAACGGAGAAUGGAAGGUAACCUUCACGCAUGUACCAAGGAUGAAGAACCGCUUCGCAGAUGCCCUGGCCACUUUAGCAUCCAUGCUGGAACUUCCAAUUGGGGUGAAGCUAAGGCCUGUCAUGAUUGAGCAGAGGGGAAAACAUAUGUACGACUAUGUCAUGAACAUCGACGAACUGGACGAUGGACUCCCUUGGUUCUACGAUAUCCGGAAUAUCGUCGAGAAAUGGGAGUUACCUAUGGAUUCAACUAAGAAAGAUCGGAUCGCACUACAACGACUCGCAUCUCAAUACAUCAUCUGUGGAGGACAAUUAUACCGGCGAUCUCCUUGCGGAGUUCACAAGCUAUUGCAUCGAGUACGUACGCCGAUGCCACAAGUGCUAGACUCAUGCCAACCUUAUCCAUGUUCCGCCCUCGGAGUUGCACUCGAUGGCAACGCCAUGGCCAUUCUCCGCUUGGGGCAUUGA